AUAAUAAUAUGUAAAUAAUAUAUAAAACGGAUAUAACAACUGGAAAAUGGAUAUAAGAAACAAAUAAACAACUGAAAUUGAAUAUAACGUAAGUUAUAUUCAAUUUGAAUCGUUGCGUUUCUUUGGAUAAAACUCGGAAAUCUACAUCCGGAUCUCGAUCUUGGUUAUUACGAUACUGGUGCUGGAAAUGGCGAGAAAGUUUAAAGGGUUUUACGUUCUUGUUCUGUCAAAUUGUAAUCACUGAAUUGCUGUGUAAUUUUUCGAAACAGAAACGAGUGCAGUCCGCGCAACAAGAGAACGAUGUAAUUGUCCACCGUGUUAACUGUAACCUAUGAUUUAUUUUUAGUUGAAUUUUUUAUGUGUACUUAUUUUUUUGUAAAACGACAAUUAUUUCUAUCCGGUGAAAUAUUUAAAUAAAGUUCGAACAUCGUAAAACUGUGCUGUGUAAUGAUGACAAGUAUAUGUAAUAACAUGAAACUUAAGUGAAUUAAAUUAAUGAACUUUAACAACAGCAAAAGCGAGAAAUUUGAAACAUCUUUAAACAAUCAAUCCAGAAUGCAACCGUGCAAAUUAGACGAAUCAGAAAGCAAACCAAACAUGGCGUUAAAAAAAAUUGGACAUGAAUUGGACAUGGCAGAGACAAAAUGCUUCACAUUGAAAUCUGAAUUAAAUUACAUGAUGGGAGUUUGUCAAAAGGCGCAAACGGAAACGAGGGGAAGAACUUCUUUGCAAGAGCUAAUGAUGUCGUCUAAAGAUUCAGAUUCAAAAUCUUCGUUUAUACAUUUUGAUUCCAACAGUGAAAUUAUGAUUAGCAAUAAAAUUCGAAAUUACGAAGUUCUUGAAAAAAUUCACAAUGUUGAAGAAAAGCCUGAAGAAAGUUUUGGUAAAACAUUUUUCUAGCUCA
Messenger RNA from Ooceraea biroi (clonal raider ant), 904 nucleotides. RefSeq lists its product as uncharacterized. The record is from RefSeq and is a predicted model, not a curated record. Lineage: Eukaryota; Metazoa; Arthropoda; Insecta; Hymenoptera; Formicidae.